Molecule: messenger RNA, 450 nt
Organism: Caenorhabditis elegans
Lineage: Eukaryota; Metazoa; Nematoda; Chromadorea; Rhabditida; Rhabditidae
Source: the annotation of a RefSeq genome assembly
UACGUGAAGCUCCGCCGAGCAGUUGGUAUACACUUCCCGGGCUAUAUGAUUCACGAGGCAGUGUAAUGGUCUGAUAUCCACAAAAAAUGGUUCUUCCUCCUUAGAUAUGCGUCCAAAUCUGCUUAUAAAGAGGAAACCGCUCACAAAACAGGCUCCAACUUUCUCCUAACCACUUCCGACUGCUUCUGUGAUACUAAAGUUGUAAAAAUUGGAAAGUUAAAUCCCGAAAAAGGCUUCAGUGCUUUUCAGUUUGUCCCGGGGACUAAUGAUACUGUAAUUGUGGCUUUGAAGACUUCAGAAAUUCCAAAAAAUCCGCCCGGAGGCACAUAUCUUGCCACGUGGAUUACAGUUUUCCGUACUGAUGGAACAGUGAUUUUGGAGGAUCAAGAACUGGAGAAAAAUGUGAAAUAUGAGGGAAUUGAGCUGGCAAAUGUUUUUAAUUGUCUGUGA